Cynara cardunculus var. scolymus (artichoke) is the source of this 951-nucleotide messenger RNA. RefSeq lists its product as uncharacterized. Bases 68 to 805 code for a protein of 245 amino acids. The record is from RefSeq and is a predicted model, not a curated record. NCBI's taxonomy places the organism in Eukaryota, Viridiplantae, Streptophyta, Magnoliopsida, Asterales, Asteraceae. The transcript is spliced from 2 exons.
UCCCCAAUUUUCACACACUCCUCUCUCUCUCUCUCUCUCUUUGCUUACGAACAAUCCUGGAAAUACCAUGGUCACCGACGUAACUUAUCUCUGUUCCGUAAUGAACCAACAGCAAGGGAUGAUGACUGAUUCUAAAUCAACGGCUCUUAUUACUCGUGACUUGCUCGGAGGAGGAGGAGGCCGUGGUGGUGGUGGUGGUGGUUGUGACCUCGAUUCCUCCAAAGAAUUGGACCUCGAUUUACAUGUUCCUUCCGGCUAUGAAAAGCGUCUCGACUUGAAGUCUGGGAAGGUUUACCUCCAGAGAUGCAAAUCACCAAACACAUCGUCUUCAUCAUCCGAUCAGAAACAGGAGAGCAACGAUCAAACGGUUUCCAAGCUUCAAGACCUCAACUUCCCACCAUCAUCAAAGAAGCAAUUAAACCUCUUUGAUGACAGCAGUUUAGAUCUCAACCUUGUCAAUUUAUCAUCUUCUCCACCAGCUUACAGAAGUGUUUGCACUUUGGACAAAGUUAAAUUCGCACUCGAACGAGCUGAACGAGAAACGGUCAAGAAACGAUCAAUUUCAAUGUCGAAAUCAUGCUCAUCUCCGACCUCGAAUUCAUCAUCUUCCAUUAAAGAAACGAUAGUCAACGAUGAUGAUGAUCACGAUGAACGAUCUUCUCAAGCUUACGCCGCUGGUUGUCCUAGUUGCUUGUUGUACGUUCUUAUAUCUCGAAGCAACCCUCGAUGUCCUCGUUGCAACAUGACGGUUCCAUCCCCGACCGCAAUGAAGAAACCCCGAAUCGAUCUUAACAUCUCAAUAUGAAUUAGUAAUUUGGGGUUUCGUUAAUUUUACUGAAAAAUUCAUAAAAUUCUUGUAAAUGAUAAUAGCUAAAAAACAGGGGAAAAUAGUUUUGAUUUAGUGAAAGAAAAUCCUCUAUGUACACAUUAUGAAGGAUUUCUUUUUAUUUC